This is a messenger RNA of Homalodisca vitripennis (glassy-winged sharpshooter), 6379 nucleotides long. RefSeq names its product ecdysone receptor-like. Gene Ontology annotation, cellular component: nucleus. Gene Ontology annotation, molecular function: ecdysone binding; RNA polymerase II cis-regulatory region sequence-specific DNA binding; zinc ion binding. Gene Ontology annotation, biological process: cell differentiation; negative regulation of transcription by RNA polymerase II; ecdysone receptor signaling pathway. Lineage: Eukaryota; Metazoa; Arthropoda; Insecta; Hemiptera; Cicadellidae. The record is from RefSeq and is a predicted model, not a curated record.
AAGCUUACUAGGUUACUAGCACUGCUGGGCGACAGUCGCGCCUUGGUGAGGAAGUAGUGAACGUGGAUAAUUUCGUCGACGCCUACACCAAAGUGCUGUUGUUUUUCUGUGUUGUGGACUUAAACUUGUGUUUUCUUGGAUAUAAUCGACUGUGAAGUGACGGUUGGUCAGACUGGGAGGUGGCGUCGCCUAGCAACCCCCACAUCACAGUGCAGUGCGGGGCCAGCGCGUCAGUGCAUCCGUCGAGCGUCGGGACACCGCUUCCACAGCCGGUGUGACGCGUCGCGCUUACGCUUCCGGUGAAGUGCAGUGUUUGUCCCCUCAGGCGUGCUGGACUUGACAGGCGGAGAAAUAUCACCUCCGGCACCCUCGGGGCCUCGUUACCAGACGGAAACUUUCAAUUUCUGAACUAAAGAUGACGCUGGGUGAGCGGCAGCGCGCCGGACUGUGACCUACCGUCCCCCUAUCGCGUGUGUGACCACGGCUUUAAUGUUGUCUGUGGCGGGGACGCGAUGGACUUGAAACAUGACCUGGUGUACUCCCGGGGUGGCAGCGGAGGCGGGAUGCUGUUGUCGGACGACAUCAUCAAAUCCGAGCCGCGCCUUCACAGCCCACCUGGCGAGGCCAGCGGCUCCAACGUACUCUUCUGUAGCUUCACCCAGGCCACCAAGCGGCGAGUGGACGACUGGGUGUCCUCGCCUUCACCCAACAGUCAGAGCCACUCGACCCCCGCACCGGCCACACCCUCCCCGGGCCCGCCCAGCCACCCCUACACCGUCAUCAGCAACGGCUACUCCUCCCCCCCGUCUUCGGGCAGCUACGACCCUUACAGCCCCAACGGAAAAAUCGGUAAUGAAUGCUUCAAGGUCGAUUUAGAUGGUUCAAUCUCUAGUGGCCGGGAAGACCUGUCUCCACCGAACUCGCUGAACGGUUUCAGUGUAGACAGUUGUGAUGCGAAGAAGAAGAAGGGUCCAACGCCGCGGCAGCAGGAGGAACUCUGCCUGGUCUGCGGCGACAGAGCCUCCGGGUACCACUACAACGCUCUCACCUGCGAAGGCUGCAAGGGUUUCUUCCGCCGCAGCAUCACCAAGAAUGCAGUUUACCAGUGCAAGUACGGCACCAACUGCGAAAUCGACAUGUACAUGCGGCGGAAGUGCCAGGAGUGCCGGCUCAAGAAGUGUCUCAGCGUCGGCAUGAGGCCAGAAUGCGUUGUACCUGAAUACCAGUGUGCAGUCAAGAGAAAGGAGAAAAAGGCUCAGAAGGACAAGGACAAACCGGUUUCCUCAAGCAAUGGCUCUCCAGAGAUGAGAAUAGACCAGGAACCUAGCGACGACGUGACGUUUGUCCCGCCACCUGACUAUGUUGUCAAGCCUCUCAGCGCCGAGCAGGAGGAGCUCAUCCAUAGGCUCGUCUACUUCCAGAAUGAGUACGAGCAUCCCGCUGAAGAAGAUCUCAAACGGAUUGAGAACCUGCCGACGGAUGACGAGGACCCAAGCGACAUCAGAUACCGGCACAUCACCGAGAUCACCAUCUUAACCGUGCAACUCAUCGUCGAGUUCGCCAAAAAACUCCCCGGCUUUGACAAGUUACUCAGAGAGGACCAAAUAGUCCUGCUCAAGGCGUGUUCGAGUGAGGUCAUGAUGCUAAGAAUGGCGAGAAGGUACGACAUGCAGACGGACUCAAUUCUGUUUGCCAACAACCAGCCCUACACGCGAGAGUCGUACAAUAUGGCCGGUGUGGGAGAAGUCAUCGAUGAUCUUCUCCGCUUCGGCCGCCAGAUGUGCUCCAUGAAGGUGGACAACGCUGAGUACGCCCUAUUGACGGCCAUCGUUAUCUUUUCCGAGAGACCAAAUCUGGCUGAAGCGUGGAAGGUGGAGAAGAUACAAGAGAUCUACCUGGAAGCUCUCAAGUCCUACGUGGACAACCGGCUCAAGCCCAGGUCUCCGACGAUAUUCGCCAAGCUGCUAUCAGUUCUCACCGAACUCAGGACUCUAGGGAACCAGAACUCUGAAAUGUGCUUUUCACUGAAACUCAGAAAUCGUAAACUGCCACCGUUUCUCACAGAAAUCUGGGAUGUUACACCGUAAGGAGCGAGCGACUACAAACUGCCUCCCAACACUCACUGCCGCAGUGUCACGCACAUGCGUCGUUUUCUAUCCUUGUUGCUUAGUUUUAGUCGCCUCCUCCUCGAGCGUCGGACUCCGGAAACUGGGAUUUGUUAGCGAGACUUGAAAUACCUGAAAAUUGUUACCGUUAUUCGUAAACACCACCUGCAAAAAUAAGAUGAGGUUAUGUGUUACCAUGCAUGCACCAAGGUGAUGUUCGAGUCUCCGGUUAUAGCCCACUUGUAGCGACGUUGAGGUCGCCACGACACCUCGAUCGUUGCUGCCGAACUGCAACAGUCCAUCUGGAAGUAACGAUAUCCGACGGAAUGUUCUGUCCUGUCAGGAAUUCCACAGGUUACUCACACUAGAGCUGCAAAAAUUAAUAUAUUUUUAGUCCAUAUUUUACCUGUUGAGUUUUAUGUGUUACAUUACUUGAAAUUAAAUUACUUUUAUGUAUUGUUGGUAAAACAGAUCCAAUUAUUUACACUAGAAUACAAAAUUUACCAUAAAUUGUACAUAAUAAAAUCAGUUUGAUGAAAGUAAUAACACAAAUAACUAUAAAAUGCAAGAGAUUCCUUAUAAAAGAGAAAUCAUAUAAAAUUGUUACUUAAUAUCAGAUUAUUUUAUUUUAAUUUAAAUAAAACCUCUUAAUGAUGUUUCUUUCUUACAUAAUAUAGUAACUUACGUUUAAACAAUAUUGCCAUAUUGUAGAGUUAAAACUUGUUAAACUGUGAAAAAGUUUUAAGUUAUAAAUUGUUGAUAAAAACAUUGAAGAAUCAUUUCCAAUAUUAACAUGUAUUUAGUUGUAGUUUUUAUGAUUCUCCAUUUUAAAAUAGUAUUUGAGCAUAGGGAAAUGAAUUUUGUUUGCAUUGAAGAAAUUCUCACAACAUUUUUAUUACACAAUUGAACAAUAUUAUUAUUGUAUUUACAGUGUUUGUAAAAACAGUUCCACGUUUUAAAAAUGAAUGCAUGAGGCACGAUUCAGAAAAGCUAUUUGUUUUGCAAUACUGCCACGAAAAUGAUAGACUUACCUACAAUAUAAGUGUUUCAGUGAAUUUUAUAGCUGCAUUUUAAUAAAAAUAGUUGUUCAUUGAGACAGCCAUUUGUAAAAGAUUGUGUUCUCUUUCUUAAUUUUGUUUUUUCUCCAUAUUAAGCUCCUACCUAAUUAAAUUUUAUAACAACUUUACACCCAAUAAGACCUAGUGUUAAUUUAUGCUGUAUAGUGUUGUUUUUAUCUUUAAAGUUAUACCUAUGCAUGUAAUAUGUCGUUAUUGUGUGUUCAGCAUUUUUAUAAAAUUUAUUAAAUUUAAAGUUUGUAAAAUUAGCCUACUACCUCAUGCUUGUACGUUGAGCGUAAUGAUAAAUUUGUGGAUGUUACUUUAUUACUAGAAGUAUAUGAUAUGAGUUGUUUCACUCGGUUAGGUAUUAUUUAGUGUAAUUCCAAUGAAAAGUACAGCUGUGUGGAACAAAUUUGUACAAUAUGAGAGGUGUGAAUGCCUGACAAAGCAUCAAUAAUAGCAAUGCUCAAAAUAUUGCUGUGUGACUUUCUAUACUUUUUAAAAAGAAUCAAUAGAAACAGCUAAAUAAAUGUUUCAAUGUCUGUCCGAUACGAUUUGUUCACAUCAAAUUUAUUUCAGAGCGUAAUUCUUUCACAAAUUUUCUGCUUCAAUAAUAUUUGGCUCUGUUAAUUUAUACGGAAACUCAUCUAUAGUGCUUGCUUCGAUAAUGAGACGUAAUUGUGGUGUUUGUUCCACUAUUCACUGUGUGUUAUCGUCGAUAUUUGAUCCCUUAUUAAAUAGCCUACUGAGAAUAAGUUCUUAGUAUGUUAUUAAUCGACAAGCUUGUCUCUCCUUACUCCACGUUACAAUAGAACAAUUUUAUGUCCCAGCAAACAACGGUAGGCCAGGUUGUGAUUGUGAUGUGUUUGUUUGUUUUGUUCGUUAUAGCAGAUGUGUUAUGGUACUUGUAAUUCGGUGGCGGCCCGACUCAUGUCGGGCCUCGACCACCAAAAUAGGCUGUGAUCUUUAUAAUAAUAUAUUUUUAACUGUAGUGUAAAAAUGGAUUUUAACAUAGUAGAGACAUUACGAUCUCCUCUGUGUAGCCGAGAUUGUUGUAAAUAACGGAAAUAUUUUUUAAGAAAGUAACUAUUAAUUUAGGCAAACCGUUUUGGAGUUGUAGUGAAUAAAGAAAGUUUAUUGUAAAUUUACCUGAUUGUAAAGAAAUAAAAUAUUUAUCCAGAGAAAUUCUAUGUUGUACAUACUCGUAUAUCGACCGACAAGACUGCAGCUGAGAUGGACUCAUUGUACUAUGGUGCCUUUGGUAUCAAUGUUGUAAGGGAACCACUUGUAUACAAUAGCCUACUGAACUCUGUAGCCUACAUUACCCGUAAUUGGUUUAUAUAGUAUUAUAUUUGCAAUAGAAUGACUUUCCAUUGACGAUUGUAACACUGUAAUGUCACAAAAACAAACCUAGGAAUACAUAAAUGAAUUAAAAAUCUGCACCAAGUGUCUUACAGAUUCAGAGUUCAAAAUAUCUUAGUAGUUUUAAGUUUAGUGCAGUUAGUAAACUUGUUUUGUUAAUUUGUCUUUGCACUUAAAUAAUAAAAGAACUAAGGCAACACCAACUCGUUGGUUUUAUCUUAAACUUGAUAACUUUGUUUUUCAAAAUGGAUGUAUUCCAAUUAAAAAAAAAAUGUUGCUUGUCUUUAAUAUUAUUUUUGAAAUAAUUUCUUACUUGGGAAAUUGUUUUGGUAAAAUAAUCGUUGUUCUGUUUGUUUUUUCUUUUUUAUCAAAAGUAAAAAUCAAUUUGUAACAAAAUGUUGUAUUGCAUAAUGCAUUAAUACAUACACAAAAAAUAAUAAAACGUAGCCUAACACACAAAGUAAAUUUCAUUUCUUCAAAGUUUUAUUUUUUAACAAUAAUAGUUACUGGUAGGCAUCCACAAUGACAUUCUAUUUAAUAUUUUACUUUAUAAUAACCGUUGUAGUUUAACUUGUUUUUUUAAUGUUUCAGUAUUCUUUUAUAUUUUCAUACAUCUUAAUUCUAGAAUUGUUUUGCAUGUGUUCAUUUACCCAGUAACCGUUCGGAAAUAAACUUAUCCGAUACUUCUUUAAACUGUACUACUACUAAUAUUAAUUAAAUUUUGUUUUAGUUGUAAUUUUAGACAUUUUUGUAAUUUUAUACAAGGGUUUUACACUGUGAACAACAUUUUUAUACACAGAAGUAGUUCAGUUUUAGUGUUUUCAGUAUGUGAAUAAUAUUCAUUGAAACAAAAGGCUGAUUUAAUGAAGGUGAUUUUAUAUUGUUGUUUUGUAUAAUUAGACCGUUUUACAAUUUUUACGAAUUUAUGUAAAUACACUUAUCGGUUAUAUAGCAACUGUUAGUGGUUGGAAGAUUUUACAUAUUUGUUACGUUCGAUAUGGACUGUGUAAACAGAAGUAACCGAAGUUCAUUUUUAUUGUUUCAUUUUUUUAAACUUAUUGAGACAAUAUAUUGAAAUUUGAGUACCUUAUGAUUAUUUAUUGAGAAUAUAUAAAUACAAUUGCAAUUGAAUUGAAGAUAAUGUUAUGUUAAUUGAUCUUAACAUAAAAUAAACGUUCAAAAUAGCGUUCAUUUAGAGUAAAAGUUCGUAUUGUUGUAUUUUACAACAAUGUUGUAUUGUUGUAUUUGGUAGCCUAUUUUCAUCAUCUGUCUGACUUUUAGGAAAGGUAUUCAUUGUUCUUCCAUUAAUAAUUACUUGGAUUGUAUUUGCAUGAAUAGGAUAUUUUUACAGAGAUGUUUACUUCUGUUUCACUAUCCAUACAAAUACACUGUUAUCCCGAUACAUCUAUGCAAGUGGUUCCCACCUCUAAGUUAAGUUCGUUAAUUUAAUUCUCAACAGGUGCUAUUUGUGCAAAUGUAGUUUUAUAAUUUUCGUGAUACAGCUAAGCAAGAUACACCGUCCGUAUUACAUAGAGUUGGACGGCCUCUCUACUAUUGGACUGGAAGGCUGACUUACUGUUAUAACUAAAUGUGCAACACUAGCGUUAAGGUUUUGUUUAUCAUAUAGUAUAUGUGGAUGUCAAUUAACAUUGUCGACGUACCCGUACGGACAUGCGUACAGUGUUAGUGUGUUGGCGCCCGCCUAGUGAACAGUGUACAUAUUAUUAAGGACGCUAGCAAACGGGCAGACUUUACUUCUUUUUUUUAUAAAAAAAUGCGAUAAACACAAUUUGUACAAUUGUUUUUAGAGAAUUAGAAAUAAAACGGCAAAUACAGCCUGACUGAAAUGUUGAA